Molecule: messenger RNA, 1644 nt
Organism: Cotesia congregata
Lineage: Eukaryota; Metazoa; Arthropoda; Insecta; Hymenoptera; Braconidae
Source: the annotation of a GenBank genome assembly
UUUGCCGUCGCACGAUUUUUUAUAAAAUUUUUGAGGAUGAAGUCCUCAAUUGUGAUUUUUCUCCUUGUCACGACGCUUGCCGUCAUACACGGAGAGAAUGUUCGUGUAAAACGUCAAGAAGAAUCGAAAAAAGAUGAAAGCUUUGAAAGCGAAAUAUGCAAGGAUAAAGACGCUGGCGAGUGGUUUAGGCUCGUUGCUGGCGAAGGUGAUAACUGUCGAGAUGUAAUCCAGUGUACAAGUUCAGGUUUACAGGCGAUACGUUGUCCAGCUGGUCUUUAUUUCGACAUUGACAAGCAAACUUGCGAUUGGAAGGGCGCUGUUAACAAUUGUAAACUUAAAAAUAAGGAACGAAAAGCUAAACCACUGCUUGUAACUGAGGAACCACUUUGUCAAGAUGGAUUUUUAGCGUGUGCUGAUACAUCUUGUAUUGAACGUGGACUGUUCUGUAACGGAGAAAAAGAUUGCACUGACGGAUCUGAUGAAAACAGUUGUGACAUGGACAAUGACCCGAACAGAGCACCACCUUGUGACCCAGCAGUUUGUGUUUUACCAGAUUGCUUUUGCUCUGAAGACGGUACUACUAUCCCUGGUGAUCUUCCAUCAAAAGAUGUACCUCAAAUGAUAACGAUAACUUUUGAUGACGCAAUAAAUAACAACAACAUUGGACUGUACAAAGAAAUUUUUAAUGGAAAACGUAAAAAUCCAAACGGUUGUGAUAUAAAGGCAACAUUCUUUGUGUCACAUAAAUACACAAACUAUUCAGCAGUUCAGGAAAUGCACAGAAAAGGCCAUGAAAUUGCUGUACAUUCUAUUUCGCACAAUGAUGAUGAACGAUUCUGGUCUGAUGCAACUGUCGAUGAAUGGGCCAAAGAAAUGGCUGGGAUGAGAAUAAUUGCAGAAAAGUAUGCUAAUUUAACAGACAAUAGUGUUGUCGGUGUACGCGCACCUUACUUACGUGUCGGUGGAAAUAAUCAAUUUACGAUGAUGGAAGAACAAGCUUUUCUAUACGACUCAACAAUUACCGCAGCUCUAAACAACCCACCUCUUUGGCCGUACACUAUGUACUUCAGGAUGCCUCAUAGAUGUCACGGAAACCUUCAACAUUGUCCAACCAGGUCACAUGCCGUAUGGGAAAUGGUUAUGAAUGAGCUUGACAGGAGAGAAGAUCCUCAAAAUGAUGAAUAUUUACCCGGAUGCGCUAUGGUUGAUUCUUGCAGUAACAUCUUAUCUGGUGACCAAUUUUACAACUUCUUGAACCACAACUUUGAUCGUCAUUAUGAUCAAAACCGUGCGCCACUUGGACUUUACUUCCACGCUGCUUGGUUGAAAAAUAACCCAGAGUAUUUAGAUGCUUUCCUUUAUUGGAUUGACGAAAUUCUAGCUAACCAUAAUGAUGUUUACUUUGUUACCAUGACGCAAGUUAUCCAAUGGAUCCAAAAUCCACGCACUGUUACUGAAUCAAAGAACUUUGAACCAUGGAAGGAAAAGUGUGUUGUUGAUGGACCACCAGCAUGUUGGGUCCCUCAUACUUGUAAGCUUACAUCUAAGGAAGUACCCGGUGAAACAAUAAAUCUUCAAUCGUGCGUUAGGUGUCCUAAUAAUUAUCCGUGGUUGAAUGACCCAACUGGCGACGGUUUCUUUUAA